ACUGAAAGGAAUGGGGGCUGAUCAGUGUACCAUUUGUUGGAUACCACUUUCUUUUGUAACUGUAAUUAUGAUAAUUUCUUUACUGAAAAAUAUUUCAUACUUCUUAAAAGACAGGAAACAAAAAGGCAAAAAUUAUGAAGAUUAUAAUGAAUAUAAUCCAAGCAAUGGUGAAUUUCAUGCAGAAGCUUGUCCAGUUUAUGACAACCUUAAUCACUACCAUCAGGAUAUCCUAAAUGAAAGCUGCUAUGAGCAAAUGAAUGCCCAUUCCCCUAGAUCCACCUCUGAUAUACAGCAGACAGCUGAACGCCAAAUGUGUUAUGCUUCCCUUGAUCACAGUGUCAGAAGGAAACACAAAAUUCAUCCCCAAAAGAAAUAUCCUACAUUAGAAAUGGGCGAAGAUCAUCUUACCAGAAGCAACUCCACACUGUCUUGCAUUUAUCUCAACAGUGAACAACUCAGUGCUGAAAAUAAGUUGUCUGAAAAUACUCCUCAUGAUGGUUCAAUCAGAGUGUUUGGUUUAAACCACUGUGCAGAUGAUAGCACCUUUUAGUAACCAAAUAGCUUUCUCAGUAUAAACAUUCACUGAGAUAGCCAAUUGCCAGGUUAGAUAAACUAUUCUGUGAACAAAAUAAUCUGUGCCACCGAGUGCUACAGAGAGACAAUUCAUAUGGCUUCUUGAGACUUUUUAUUAAAUUUUGGCCACCAUGUGACAGGGUGCUUACAAGAGAGAAACUUGCUUGUUCUGUCCCCAUGCCAAUUUGGAGCUGGUUAUACCCUCCACCUGGGUCAUAUAUGAGUAGGAGCCAAAUUAGCCUACAUUAACUAGAGCACUAGAGCAUGCUAAACAGGCCCGAUUGUCAGGAACUUAAACAGUUACGUACUAUGAAGCAGUUUUAUUCCAUCAGAAGAUUAGAACCACCAACAACAAUUUUGCUAACUUCCUAAGGAAAACUUACUCAUUCAGCUCUGCUCAGUAUAAUUAUAAUUUACCACACUGCACAUGUAAUAACAUCAGGCAAUAUUUAAGGUUAAUUAGGGAAUGAUGUAUCAGCUUUGAUUCAUCUAAUUAACAGUUGUACAGCUAGCAAAUGUAAUGUUGGCAUGUAUUUAGUUUCCUGCUAGUUAAGAACUGCUAGAGUCAAUCCCAAUUACUCAAUGAGUAUGUAAUGUCUUGAGCAUCUGAAUUAAAUGGUCUGUAAAGAAAGUAGUAAAUGAGGUAUAAAAAUAAAUCUCCAAGGAAGAAUUUGAUAUUUUUCAUUGUAUUUAAGUGAUUGCUAUUGACUUUUACACCGUUUUAUAGUUUAUUCUAUAACAAGCGAUAUUCUUUAUUACUCCCCAGAUAUACCUGUUCAGUUCAGUCCAAAGCAUUGCGUUGUAAUAAAAACUGCCUUAACACAUUUGAAAUCCCAUGAUAUAGACAUGAAAUUUGAAUUAAGCACAUUUUAUCCUAUUGAAAUGAGUGGGUGACAUUUCAAAC
This is a messenger RNA of Candoia aspera, 1477 nucleotides long. RefSeq names its product T-cell receptor-associated transmembrane adapter 1. The transcript has 6 exons. The record is from RefSeq and is a predicted model, not a curated record. Gene Ontology annotation, biological process: positive regulation of T cell receptor signaling pathway; negative regulation of receptor recycling. The coding region runs from base 11 to 550 and encodes 179 amino acids. Lineage: Eukaryota; Metazoa; Chordata; Lepidosauria; Squamata; Candoiidae. Gene Ontology annotation, cellular component: T cell receptor complex.